Morone saxatilis (striped sea-bass) is the source of this 996-nucleotide messenger RNA. RefSeq names its product probable N-acetyltransferase CML5. Bases 1 to 870 code for a protein of 289 amino acids. Gene Ontology annotation, molecular function: N-acetyltransferase activity. The transcript has 2 exons. The record is from RefSeq and is a predicted model, not a curated record. NCBI's taxonomy places the organism in Eukaryota, Metazoa, Chordata, Actinopteri, Moronidae.
AUGGCCCAGAAAACGAACUCAGGAAUUUCAUAUUGCAACAACAGGCAGAUUAGUCUCACUGAGCUCUCAUUCUCUCCCUCCCUGCCUCUCGUUCUUUCUCUCCCUCUCCAACAUACAGUUCAGUUCUCCAUCAGAGAAUAUAGACCCUCUGAUGAACAUGUGGUCAUGUCUCUCCUUCAAGAUGGGAUAUUUGAACAUGUAUACCCGGCUUUCUUCAAAGCGAUGAGCCAUCCAGACCAUGUUGGCGUUGCUCUGAGCAUUUCAAUGGCUGGUUAUGUGCUGGGAGGCAGCUCCUACUUCCAAGCUUUACUCUUUGGCAGCGCAUGGGCUGGCCUCAUUUAUUACUGCUGCCACGAGAUCUACGAAGGCUACAUGACGAGGAGGCUGAGUGCAGACAUGGCUGACAUUCAAGCCAACUACCUGGAAAACCCAGAUAACGGUUUCUGGGUGGCAGAGGCAGAUGUCAACGGCCACUCCAAGGUGGUGGGGAUGGUGGCAGUGAUGGGGAAAAGUGGAGGGGAGGAAGGCGAGAGGUUUGAUGACUGCAACGGAGGUGUGAUGGGAGGGGCCUCAGAGUUUUCCCAAGAUGCCGGAGAUGGGUGUUAUGGCGAGAUGUCCCACAUGGUUGUGGCGUUUCCAUUUCGCCGCAAAAACCUGGGUUCACAGCUGAUGAGGAAGGCCCUUGAUUUCUGCAAAGAGCGAGGACACGCCCACCUCGUCGUGGACGUCAGCUCGCCGCAGGCAGCAGCCAUCUCCCUGUAUGAAAAAUUUGGUUUUGUCCAAACUGGGUCCAACAGUAACACGCACACUAAUCGCUGGUUCUCCAGACUGGCCAGAAUAAAUGUGUUGCGAAUGGAGAAGUUCAUUUAAUGCAAAAUGGACUUUAGACCUCAUCACCUGAUACAACCUCAACUGUACAGCACAUUAAGAGUAUUUCAGUUAAUUUAUGCUUCCUGUUACAUUUAAUGCAGAAAUCUUUCUGGUUGUGUGAUAUUU